Molecule: messenger RNA, 1236 nt
Organism: Miscanthus lutarioriparius
Lineage: Eukaryota; Viridiplantae; Streptophyta; Magnoliopsida; Poales; Poaceae
Source: the annotation of a GenBank genome assembly
AUGGAGGCCGUCCGCCGCCACCUCCUUCUGCCUCCCGCGCCGCUUCGCCCUAAUCCGUUAAGCAGCCUCGCAGAGGUGGAGCCCAGCCCGGUGAUCAUCGGCGGGAUGGUGCUGGAUAUCCAUGCCAAGCCCUCCGUGCCGCCCCAUCCUGGCACCACUGUCCCUGGAAUGGUUAAAUACAUCAGUGGAGGUGUAGCAAGAAAUAUUGCCGAGUGCAUGUCAAAGCUUGGGACACAGCCCUUCAUGAUAAGUGUUGUUGGAAAUGAUAUGGCAGGGGACUUCCUUUUAAAAUACUGGAGGUCGGCUGGAUUACGUACAGAAGGAAUUCUGCAGGCUGAUGAUGUUGCAACCCCAGUAGUAUCAAAUGUAUUUGAUGGUAGUGGAGAAUUAGUCGCUGGAGUUGCAAGUGUUGAAGCAGUUGAAAUUUUUAUUACUCCGAGCUGGAUAUAUCGCUUCCGUCAUCAUAUCACUAAUGCACCACUUGUAAUGCUUGAUGCGAAUUUACCUCCUGAGUCACUUAAAGCUGCUUGCAUAACGGCAUAUGAAUCUGGGGUGCCUGUGUUAUUUGAGCCAGUCUCAGUGGUGAAGAGUCGAAGAAUUGCACCAGUUGCAGAAUAUAUAACUUGCACUUCUCCCAAUGAGAUUGAGCUUGUUGCCAUGGCAAAUUCAUUAUCCCCAUCAUUGAAAUAUAAUUUUCACAAAAUAGAACAGUUCAAGGAGAAAGCAGACGCUGUUGAAUAUUUGUUUGAAAUGCUUAGCCCAGCAAUGUUCUUCCUACUUGAAAAGGGCAUCAAGUUGCUCAUCGUCACACUUGGCCCGAAUGGUGUUUUUUUUAUUUGUUGCAAAGAGCACACUAACUUCAUGAAAGACCAGCGCAAGAAAGUGCAAACAGACGCUUUCUCCAGACAGCUACUUGAAAAAAUGGAUGGGUGUUUUCCAUUGAACAGUCGUGUUAAUUUGUGCGGAGAAAGCUCUUCAAGAACAUGUGUUUUUCAUUUACCUGCAAUAUCCGCCUCUGUGAUAAGCCUCACAGGUGCUGGCGAUUGCUUGGUUGGUGGUGUCCUUUCAGCUCUAUGUGCAGGCUUCGAUAUCAUCCAGAGUGUUGCAAUUGGGGUUGCUAUAGCAAAGGCAUCUGUGGAAUCUGAAGCCAACAUACCUGAUGACAUUUCUGCUGCGAAUAUUGCAGAUGAUGCACAAAGUGUUUUGCAUUCUGCUAAGGUGCUUUGGUGCAACUGA